Exaiptasia diaphana is the source of this 1064-nucleotide messenger RNA. RefSeq lists its product as uncharacterized. Bases 18 to 1064 code for a protein of 348 amino acids. The record is from RefSeq and is a predicted model, not a curated record. The transcript has 8 exons. NCBI's taxonomy places the organism in Eukaryota, Metazoa, Cnidaria, Anthozoa, Actiniaria, Aiptasiidae.
AGAAUUCUUCCUUUGAUAUGGCGUCCAUGAGACCAGACUCCUUUUUUAGAGGACGUACUGCGACUAGCACUCCUCUACAGCGCUCUAGCGUUGGGAGCAGUGGUCAGGAGGAGACUGUUGUUGUCACUUCGAGAGAAGUGAACUCUUUGAUGGACUCAAAUGCCAGCAUUUURAACAAGAUCAAAGAGCAAGCGAAGGUGCUAGAUGCGGUAACCAAAACGCAGAAAGAAAUCUUGAAGGUCAUAGCAGAGAUCAACGAAAAAAUARACGAGUUUGAACCGCCAGAACAUGAAGCAGAUCAGGACGAUAAACUGCCGCCAUUGCUCUCGAGCCAAGUACACUUGGUAUACAGCCAAUUGACAGAAAAUGAAGCUUUCAAGCCACAAGAAAGUUUGAUCYCUGCUCAUAAUGCCUCAGUACGCCAGUUCUUGGAGGAGCAGAUARGUGCUAAGGAAGGAGGAUUCUCAAAAAGACAAAUUAAAAAAGCUGUCUCAAGAUAUUAUGAGACUAAAAGAAAACAGUAUUUACAAGGCCUACCGCGAAACCAAGAGCGCACAGAAAGARCUCUUGAGGUCAACAAACUCAGAUCACGAAGAAAAAGGCUAUAUAAUUCAAGAGUCAAAGUGGCAGAUGGAGAAGAUGCAGAAAGCAUCAAGUCACUGACAUAUGAGUAUGUCAGUGACGAGGAAGAUGGUGAGGRCGAUGAUGAAGGGAAGUGGGUUGUGAGGCCUCCAGCAUGGCGAUCACGAGAGGCAUCAGAUCUCAUGCAGAGGCUUCAGGCCAAGGUYGAUAGAUUAAACAAAAGACCGAAAGUGUUCAGAGUCCGGGGAGACAACUCUGAUAGAGGAAGACCAAGUGCCACAACAACUUGGGCUGUUAGACGUGUUGCAUCAACACCAACAAAGUCACCAGGAACAUCACGAAAUGCAUCAACACCAACAAGUUCACAAGUACCAUCAAGAAAUGCUUCCACAAGAUCACCAGGCCAAUCAAGGCAAGCAUCACGUCGAUCAAGAUCACCAGCAGUAACAUCAAGGUAUUUAAAGCAGUCACAAGCAAUUUAA